AAGCUAGGAACGCCUCUGGGCGGUCGCGAAGAUGGCGUCGUCCGCCCCGGCUCGGCCUGCGGCCGGGAAGCGGGUAGUGAGUCAGGACGAGCUGCGGCGGCUGAUGAAGGAGAAGCAGCGCCUGAGCUCCAACAGGAAACGCGUAGAGUCUCCAUUCGCCAAGUACAACCGUUUGGGGCAGCUGAGCUGUGCCCUGUGCAACACCCCGGUGAAGAGCGAGCUCCUGUGGCAGACUCACGUCCUGGGAAAGCUGCACCGAGAGAAAGUGGCCGAGCUGAAAGGCGCGAAGGAGGCGAGCCAGGGGCCGUCCGCCAGCGCGGCGCCUCAGCCCGCCAAGAGGAAGGCGCCCGAGGCAGAGAGCCAGGAGACUAAAAGGGCGAAGUCCUCGCAGGUGGCCCAGGCGCAGCCCUCCACGUCCUCCUUGCUCACCAACGCUGACCACGCAGGAAAGGAGCCCGCCAGAACGACCCUCGGUAAGACAUCGGGACUUGGUUUACUCCCUGAUUAUGAAGAUGAGGAGGAGGAGGAGGAGGCAGGAGGAGGACAAGAGGGGGACACCAGCAAGCAGCCGCCUGACGUGCAGGGCAAGGAACACUCACUUUCCUCCUCGCGCGAGGCAACAAGUAGUAUGCUCCCGAGCGACUUCUCCAAUACAAAUCCCCCCAAGGCUCCUCUAGUUCCGCACUCAGGGUCCAUUGAGAAAGCAGAAAUACAUGAAAAAGUGGUGGAAAGGAAAGAGAACACUGCAGAAGCAUUACCAGAAGGCUUUUUUGACGACCCUGAGAUCGAUGCGAGGGUACGAAAGGUUGACGCCCCAAAGGACCAGAUGGACAAAGAGUGGGACGAGUUUCAGAAAGCCAUGCGGCAGGUCAACACCAUUUCCGAAGCCAUAGUCGCCGAGGAGGACGAGGAGGGACGGCUGGACCGGCAGAUUGGGGAGAUCGACGAGCAGAUCGAGUGCUACCGUCGGGUGGAGAAGCUGCGGAAUCGCCAGGACGAAUUAAAAAGUAAGCUCAAAGAGGUCCUGGCCAUCAAAGAACUGCAGAAAAAGGAAGAGGAGAACGUCGACAGCGACGAUGAGGGAGAACUACAGGAUUUGCUGUCUCAGGAUUGGAGGGUGAAAGGGGCCUUGUUAUAGGUUUGCAAGGACUCGGUGUUUCCGACACCCUCGCGAUUAUAUGAAAAGUGCGCUCUCCCCCUAUGACGUCGGUUACUCCAUACCUGGACCAGGUUGUUGUGGUACAAAUGUGAGCCUGUGAAAAUAGCACUUUGGAAAAUUGGUUUAAAGUAUUUUUGAGGUAAAGUUGUUUAAGAAUUUUUUAAAUAUUAAAAUGCCAACUUUUUCAUAUA
Artibeus jamaicensis (Jamaican fruit-eating bat) is the source of this 1350-nucleotide messenger RNA. RefSeq names its product zinc finger protein 830 (gene ZNF830). Lineage: Eukaryota; Metazoa; Chordata; Mammalia; Chiroptera; Phyllostomidae. Gene Ontology annotation, biological process: nuclear DNA replication; mitotic DNA replication checkpoint signaling; mitotic DNA damage checkpoint signaling. The transcript has a single exon. Gene Ontology annotation, molecular function: nucleic acid binding; zinc ion binding. Gene Ontology annotation, cellular component: nucleus; spliceosomal complex. The record is from RefSeq and is a predicted model, not a curated record. Bases 32 to 1138 code for a protein of 368 amino acids.